Molecule: messenger RNA, 1512 nt
Organism: Emericellopsis cladophorae
Lineage: Eukaryota; Fungi; Ascomycota; Sordariomycetes; Hypocreales; Bionectriaceae
Exons: 1
Coding region: 1-1512 (503 amino acids)
Biological process (GO): protein maturation
Molecular function (GO): threonine-type endopeptidase activity
Source: RefSeq, a predicted model, not a curated record
AUGGGUAUGCGUUUCUUGCAAGCAGGCGCCAGCGCUACCCAAGCCGUUGAGGCUUCGCUUCGAAUCCUCGAGGACAGGGACAUUACGAACGCCGGCUACGGAUCGAACCUGUCUAUUGACGGCACUGUGGAGUGUGACGCGACCGUUGUUGAUCACCUUGGGCGUAGCGGUGCUUGCGGUGCCGUUCCCGGCAUACGCAAUCCGAUUUCUCUGGCAAAGCUUAUUCUCGACAUGAGCAACCUACCACUCAGUCUGCAUCGAGUUCCGCCAAAUGCUCUGGUCGGCGAGGGGGCCCGCAUGUUCGCCGUCGAGAAUGGCAUGGCCACGUAUGCCAACGAACACCUUGUGUCCAAGAACGCGAGGGACCGGUUCCUUCGGUGGAAGGAAGAUCUUCACCAUACUGAGGCAAGAUCUAGACCCUCUGCCACUCAAGGACAUAGCACGGGUUCGGCACUGGAUUUGCCAGAGUCCCAACCUGCGGAAAGCCCCGAGUUUUCCAAAGAUCAUGACGCCGCAGUUGAGGCCGGCACCUGGAACGAAGGACAGCCGGACUCACCCUGUAAUGAGAAAUACAUUUCCAACAAGUUCCGCCCAGCAGGAGUCGCCGCCAUAGCCGACUCUCGAGUCUCUAUCCCUACAGCCGCAUCUGCGGACCGUUCCCAAUCACACGCCUCUUCUGACCGACCAUGGUCUAUCAGCAUUGAAGAGUUGCCUCGCUCCCAAAGUGAGUCCGAACAGAGAGAGCCUGCUCCCCAGGCCGGCCUUCAACAAAACUAUCACGGGAGCCUACAAUCUGUGUUCCGGCCAGAUCAGUCUGAUGGUAUCCAGAGCACGUCUUCGUCGAUUGUACAGCAACCUGGCGAGCCACGGGGCACUAAGCGGCCCGCGAGCUCAACGGACGAGGCACCAUCGGCGAGAUAUGGCCUCCCACUUCUCUCACAUGCUGAUGAUUUGAUCACUGAUACUGUUGGCGCCAUCGCCAUCGAUUACAGGGGCUACAUUGCCGCUGGCUCAUCGUCUGGCGGGAUCGGCAUGAAGCAUCGAGGCCGUCUGGGCCCCGCGGCGCUUGUAGGCAUUGGAACGGCUGUCGUGCCCUGUGAUCCGGAUGAUGAAGAGGCUGUUUCCGUUGCUACUGUAAUCAGCGGCACAGGCGAGCACAUGGCGACGACGAUGGCUUCUCAACGCUGCGCUGAGCGUAUCUACCACGGAACUCGCAAGGGAUCCGGCGGCAAGGACGUUCCGGAGGAGGACGACGAUGUUAUCAUGGAGUCCUUCAUCGCCAAUGACUUCAUGAACCAUACUGGCGUCAAGAACUGUCCUUCAGCUGGCGCCAUUGGUGUCAUGACGGUCAAAAAGACUCGGAGUGGAUAUUACUUCUACUUUGCGCAUAACACGGAAUCUUUCGCGCUGGCUUCAAUGGGGGGCAAUGACAAACGGCCCGUCUGCACCAUGUCACGUUUGUCUCAAGGUGCUGAUAUCACGAGAGGAGGGCGCAAGAUUCGCUUGGACUGA